AUGUCCAGCCCCAGAUCUCGCGCUCCCAGCGCGCCAACCUUACACGCCGACGUCUCCUCGCCACCCACUCCGCACAGCCUCACCUCCGACUGGACGCCCUUGGUGGGCGAAGAGAACGCCAAGCCCGAGAAUCUGCGUCGUUCCGACGACGACAACGAACCCCACGCGGACAGAGCAGAGGGGUUCAUCCUCGGGCCCAUGCCCGUCGAGGUAUUCCUCGACUCCCUCCCUGCGAAGCACACGGCGCGCAGGCCACCGACGCAGGGAGCGUUCGACGACGUCGACGAGCCUUCUCGACUGUUCGCGGCCAUCAGGGAUCACGACUGUUGCCCAGGGUUCAAGUUCAAACACAAUGCCCCGGACUUGACAUUGACCAAGCCCGCUCUGGUCGGCGGAUGCUCCGCCCCAUCACCUGCCGCGCCUUCACCCGGUUCGCCUUCUCCGCGUCAGGCUGCGACAGGACGAACUUGUGUCGCCCGCGCAACGGCUUCAGGUCGCGGAAGAAGUCCCUGGCCGCUGCCCUGCCCGUCGAUGAACAGUUCCCCCGCGUAUUUCGCGGCUGCUUCGUCAUCCGACCCGAUAACUAGAGCUGCCCUGUGCAAGUUGGUGGAAGAACGUCGGGAUCUGAUGACGCUAUAUCUAGCAGACUGCCUCUUCGACGAUCUGCAAAAGGUGGACGAAUUAAUUUCCAUGUUCCCAUGCGAACUUCGCGGCUGCCUCGACGCUAUAUCUAGCAGACUGCCACUUCGAGAGCGCACACGACGUAUCGGAAAUAACAUCCAUGUUUCCGUGUCUUACUAUGUUAUUGGGAUGCUGCCGAUGCACCGCUGCACCAACGUCGGGUGCACCACUUCUCAAGUGCCCAUCCACGGGCUGCGUGCGCGCCUGAUGCGCUGGGACAUGAGCGGGCUGAGGUUUGCGCACGCGUCCACGGUCGAGCGCGGAUACGACCCGACGGUGGAGCGGGCGUCGAGCGGCGAGGAGUGUUUGUUCCGGCAGCUGGUUUCUUGCCGCGUCCGGGAACAGCUAGACCUGAAGCCGGUGGAAGUUCCGGAAGAGAAGGUCAAGGAUGAGGUGCGGGAGGAGUACAAGGCGCGCAUUCCGAGGCCGGUGGCACUGACCAUCUGUGCGGAGGAUGGGAGGCUCAAGCGGUGUCUCGUGUCGAGGCCGAUCGCUACGAACUUCUCGAUGAGGUGGGGUGUGAUGCGCGGGUACCGGGCGGUGAUGGGCGGCAGGGUGGUUUUCAUGGAGGAUACCUGGCGGCAGUACGUCCAUGAGCCCGAAGGCCGAAUCCUGAAGGAGCUGGCGGCCCACAGGGUGAAGAACAUCCCGCAUGUGGAACACGACGGAGAUGUUCCGAAGGUGGUGUACUCCGAUGGCACUGGUCGCGUCGGAGUCGUGCUGCCCACGGGAGAAGCCCGAGGCACUGUGCGAGUUCUUGUGGAGAUUUGCGCACGCGUCCUCGGUCGAGCGCGGAUACAACCCGACGGUGGAGCGGGCAUCGAGCGGCGAGGAGUCCAGUGGAAGUUCCGGCAGAGGAUGAGCAUUACGAGGCCGGCGGCACUGACCAUCUGUGCGGAGGACGGGAGGUUCAAGUGUUGCUUCGUGUCGAGGCCGAUCACUACGAACUUCUCAAUGAGGAGGGGUGGGAUGCGCGGAUACUGGGCGGUGAUGGGCAGUAGGGUGGUUUUCUUGGAGGAUACCUGGUGGCAGUACGUGCACGAGCCCGAAGGCCGAAUACUGAAGGAGCUGGCGGCCCACAGGGUGAAGAACAUCCCGCAUGUGGAACACGGCGGAGAUGUUCCGAAGGUGGUGUACUCCGACCGCAUGCUCACGCGGUUCUCGGCCAUGGCGAACUUCGAGAGGACGACUCGGAGCAAGACAGGCCAACAGCCUUCAUUCCAGUGCACCGAGAUGGACUUAUACUCCACCGCCUUGCCCAGGUCGGCUACAUCGAUGUCCAACUCAUCUGUCUCAUCAUUCAGCAUUCCAGUGCACCAAGAUGGACUUAUACUCCUCCACCGCCUUGCCCAGAAGGCCAAAUGGCUAUAUUACGGCGGCCCUCGGAUUGUGGUGCACCCACGGGUCCACCACCAUCUUAACCUCAAGAAAGUAGGCUUCCCGCUUCAGACGAUGCGAGGAACAAAGGAGCUGCUCAACGCGAUGCAUGAUGCGUUCCAAGCGCUGGUCGCGGUGCACGACAAGGCACGGAGGAUCCAUCGGGACAUCAGCGCCGGCUACCUGAUCGACUCGUCCAAGGUUCAGGAGGAUGAGCAGGCGACGGACAAGUACAUUGUGGGCACGCGCAUGUUCCUGUCGCAGCGUCUCGAGGCGCAAAGCCGGCGGAGGCAGAUGUUACAGGACGACAUGGAGGCACUCCUGUAUGUCGUCGCGUACUGUGGCCUCCACUGGCUUCAGCAUCCUGCGCAUUCUAAGGACACGAGGCAAGCUAUGAUGGAGCCGGGAAAAGGUAAGCUGGACAACAAGGAGAACCAGACGUACAUCGACCCCCCGAACUUCAACGUGGAUCUCAAGGACUGGCUGUCGCACUCGAUGGACCUGAAUCACCCGCGGCGUCCCAGUGAGGCGACGCAGUGA
Messenger RNA from Sparassis crispa, 2598 nucleotides. RefSeq lists its product as hypothetical. The transcript has 12 exons. The coding region runs from base 1 to 2598 and encodes 865 amino acids. The record is from RefSeq and is a predicted model, not a curated record. NCBI's taxonomy places the organism in Eukaryota, Fungi, Basidiomycota, Agaricomycetes, Polyporales, Sparassidaceae.